CAAGAAAGAGAUCGGUAUCCUCAUCUCAAUCAAACCCUACUUCCUUCUCUCUAAGUCCCUCCAAUGUCUUCCUUCAAAUCCCCACUUUCAUUGGCUUCAUCAGUUGAUGGCAGCAGCAGCGAUCGGAUGGGUCUGUCUCACCACCCUUCCGGUGAGAUUCACGUCAUUGUUGGGCCAAUGUUCGCUGGAAAAACAACAGCUCUCCUUCGUCGAGUCGAAUCUGAGGGCAACAAUGGCAGAAAUGUUGCAAUAAUAAAGUCAAGCAAGGAUACGAGAUAUGCGGUUGACUCGGUGGUGACACAUGAUGGGACAAAGUUUCCCUGUUGGGCGUUGCCGGAUCUGUUGUCAUUUAGGCAAAAAUUUGGAGAUGAGGCUUAUGCCAAGCUGGAUGUGGAUUGGCAUUGAUGAAGCUCAAUUUUUUGGUGACCUUUAUGAUUUUUGCUGCAAGGUUGCUGACCAUGAUGGGAAAACUGUAAUAGUUGCUGGGCUAGAUCGGGACUACUUGAGUGGGAGUAUUUAGGUGCUUCUUCGUGGACUGCAUCACCAGAGUUCUGGAUAAUUUCAU
Molecule: messenger RNA, 565 nt
Organism: Camellia sinensis
Lineage: Eukaryota; Viridiplantae; Streptophyta; Magnoliopsida; Ericales; Theaceae
Source: RefSeq, a predicted model, not a curated record